CGUUCCCUCUUUGGUCCCUCCCAUAGGGUUCCUAUCCUGGCUGUGUUGUCUAGGAUUGCUAUAAUUUUCCUCUUGAGGGAGUGGGGGAUCCCCUUUCUCAGGGUUUUACUCUUGCCCUUUCCCUCCAUGUCCUCUUCUCUUGCUUUCUCUGUUGGUCUCCUCCCCAUGCCCUCUUUCCCUUUUGGGUCGGAGUUCCAAUCCAGCCAUGGGGUAGGGCAGCCUCUCUAUUACCCCAACCCGCUUCCAGGCAAACCUUCCCUGCACCUCCAGGGGUACCAGGGCCAUGGGACAAUACUCCCCAUCCCCGUGGAUGCAUUCCACCAGCAUCCUUUCUCCAGGGACAAGCCAAUGCGGUUUCACCAAGCGCUGCUGUAUGAGGGAGUGGGCUGAGGCCGUAUCCACUAGACCCCUCUGGGGCUUUCUCCCAACCCACACGGGGAUGGUGGCUAUUCCACGCCUCUUCUUCCACUCCCCAACCUUGGUUCAACUGCAGAAUACAGCAGCCCCACAGUUCAUCACCAGACAGUCCUGGCUCUUAUGCCCCGGGUGUCCACAGCGCCAGCAUACAAGCUGUCUCAGGGUGGCUAGGGGUUCCCUUGUGCUCCUCCCGUCACUUGUCUACCGGCUUCCGAGCGGGAUGCUUAGAGAGUUUCUUGCCUCCCUCUGUGUCUCGCAGGGUCCAGUGCUCCCUCGGGGGGAAAACUGCCUCUGCAUAUUCCUCCGUCCUUUUGACCGUGGCUUCUACAGUGCCAGGCUGAUGUCACCGCACCCAGACCCGCAUGCUACCAGGGAGGAACUGCACGAACAGUUCGAGGAUCACCUGAUCCAUAAUCUGCCCCAUUGUUUGGACAUCGGGCCUGAACCACUGCGUCACCCAGUCCGUCAAUUUCUGGGUGAAGGCCCGGAGGAGGGAAAUGAACACACACACAAAGAAAUGUAAAUACAAGCAGAACCCCAUUUAUCUGCUCUAAUUAAGACCAGGGCCAGAUCAGAUAAUCAAACAUUUGGAUAAGUCAGAGAAUGAGAAAGUAUGAGGCUGCAGCACCAUCUAGCGGCCACAGACAUUCUCAUCACUGUGGAACGCUGCUUUGGGGCUCAGGAAACAAGCACUGAGUGGUGGGAUCACAUCGUCCUGCAAGUCUGGGAUGACAAGCAGUGGCUGCAGAACUUCUGGAUGAGAAAAGCCACUUUCGUGGGACUGUGUGAGGAGCUCACCCCCACCCUGCAGCACAAGGACACAAGACUGAGAGCUGCCCUGACGGUGGAGAUGUGGGUGGCUAUUGCAGUCUGGAAGCUGACAACUCCAGACAGCUACCAAUCGGUCGCUAACCAGUUUGGAGUGGGAAAGUCAACCAUUGGAAUCGUGUUGAUGCAAGUUUGCAGGGCCACUAAUCGCAUCCUGCUCAGAAGAACCGUGACUCUGGGUAACAUGUAUGACAUUGUGGCUGGCUUUGCACAAAUGGGUUUCCCUAACUGUGGAGGGGUGAUAGAUGGGAUGCAUAUUCCAAUUCUGGCACCAGCCCACCUAGCCUCCGAGUACAUUAAUCAGAAGGGGUAUUUCUCUAUGGUUCUCCAAGCGCUUGUGGAUCACCGUGGGUGUUUCAUUGACAUUAACGCAGGCUGGCCCGGAAAGGUGCAUGACGCAUGCAUCUUUCGGAACACUGGCAUCUUCAGGAAGCUGCAAGCUGGGACUUUUUUCCCCAAACCAGAGGAUCACUGCAGGGGAAGUCGAAAUGCUCAUUGUGAUCCUUGGAGACCCUGCUUACCCUUUAAUGCCAUGGCUUAUGAAACCCUGCACAGGGAGCCUUGACAGCAGCAAGGAGCAGUUCAACAACAAGCUGAGCCCGUGCAGAAUGACUGUGGGGUGUGCUUUUGGUCAUUUAAAGGGCCGCUGGCACUCUCUGUAUGGGAAGCUGGACCUGGCCGAUGACAGCAUCCCUGUGGUUAUAUCCGCGUGCUGUACCCUCCAUAACAUUUGUGAAGGAAAGGAUCAACGAUUCACUCAGGCAUGGAACUCGGAGAUUCAACACCUGGAGGCUGAAUUUGAACAGCCAGAGGACAGGGCUAUUAGAGGGGCCCAGCAUGGGGCUGCAAGGAUUAGGGAUGCUUUGAGGGAGCAAUUUGAGGCUGAAAGCUACCAGUAAUGUCUGGUGCCCUGCACGGAAGUGAAGUGCAGUGGUUCCAAUGUUAGUAGGAAUCUGUGUUUGCUACAUGUGAUACACUGACUUGCAAUGCCUCUUUCUUUCAUGGGCUAAG
Molecule: messenger RNA, 2256 nt
Organism: Gopherus flavomarginatus (Mexican gopher tortoise)
Lineage: Eukaryota; Metazoa; Chordata; Testudines; Testudinidae
Exons: 2
Coding region: 1031-1810 (259 amino acids)
Source: RefSeq, a predicted model, not a curated record